This is a messenger RNA of Rhodamnia argentea, 1576 nucleotides long. RefSeq names its product F-box protein AFR. The record is from RefSeq and is a predicted model, not a curated record. NCBI's taxonomy places the organism in Eukaryota, Viridiplantae, Streptophyta, Magnoliopsida, Myrtales, Myrtaceae. Bases 418 to 1548 code for a protein of 376 amino acids. The transcript has a single exon. Gene Ontology annotation, molecular function: protein binding.
CAAUUGGAUUUUACUUUUCCAGCCCCCACCCACACACUGAUCAGAUCAGAUCAGAUCGAUCUUCCUCUGGCCCUCCUCCACCUCCUGCUUUUCUGGGUUUGGCCUGAGAUUGCCUGGUGUCUUCUUCCCGAGUCUUUUGUUGUUUCAGAUUGUCGCAGGUAUCCGGAGACGUCGCUUUACUUUACGGCUCCUCAAAUUCCUCGAAUCACAACCUGCUCUGCUCCGCUCCUUUUCUCCAGCGAAUCAUUCAGUCUCUCUUCCCCCAAAAUUCCGGCUUCUAGAUCCGUAUACCCCACAAUACAAACAAACCCACUAAACAAUUCCAAAGACCUUUUGAACAACCCACUCAUCCUCAGCUACAAAACUAUCACCUACUUGUUUCUCCUUCUCAUUCACUCUCUGUUUUCCUCUUCAAGAAUGCCAAUUCCCAGGCCACACCAACCAGCUGCGAGUUCCCCACCUCCCAAGCUUCUCAUCCCGGGACUACCCGAUGACAUAGCAGAGCUGUGCCUUCUUCACCUACCCUACCCAUAUCAAGCUCUGGCUCGCUCCGUGUCUUCUUCCUGGAACAGAGUCCUCCAAGAUCCCACCUUCCUCCUCUCCAAGACAUCCCUCUCCCUCUCCCUCCCUUACCUCUUCGUCUUCGCCUUCCACAAGUCCACCUCCAGGAUCCAAUGGCAAGCCCUCGACCCCCGCUCCGGGCGCUGGUUCGUCCUCCCCACCAUGCCCUGCCCCAAGUCCGCCUGCCCACCCGCCUUCGCCUGCGCUUCCAUACCCCGCCAGGGCAAGCUAUUCGUCCUCGGCGGCAUGUGCUCCGACACCAAGUCUCCCAUGCGGACUGCCGUCGUCUACCAGGCCUCCACCAACCAGUGGUCCGACCUGUCCCCGAUGCGGACCCCGCGGGCGUUCUUCGCAGCCGGGGUUGUCGGCGGAGCCGGCGGGAGGAUCGUGGUCGCCGGCGGGAGCGGUCCCGACCUGUCCAGCUCGACGGGGGCCGUGGAGUGCUACGACCCGAGGGAGGACGCGUGGCGGGAGGCGGCGGGGAUGGGAGGGAACGGGAUGGUGAGGUACGACUCGGCGGUGGUGGGGGGGAGGAUGUACGUGACGGAGGGGUGGAUGUGGCCGUUCAUGUUCACACCGAGGGGGGCGGCGUACGACGCGGAGGGGGACACGUGGCGGGAGAUGGGGGCUGGGAUGAGGGAAGGGUGGACGGGGAUGAGCGUGGUGGUCGGAGAGAGGAUGUUCGUGAUAUCGGAGCACGGGGACCAUCAACUGAAGGUGUACGACCCCGAUGAGGACACGUGGAGGUACGUGGGAGGGGAUAGGUUCCCCUGCGAGGAGGUCCACAAGCCUUUCGCUGCGAGCGCGGUGGAGGAGGAGGAGGAGGAGGGAGGGGUGAUCUACGUGGUGGGGAGCGGGCUCCAGGUCGGGGUCGGGCGGGUGAGGCUCGGCAAAGACGGGAAGUUUUGGGUGGAGUGGCAAGUGGUGGCUGCGCCGAAAGCUUUUCAGCAUUUGUCUCCUUGUGAUUGUCAGGUGCUUUAUGCCUGAACCCAAGAUUCUAAACUGAUCCAAUUGG